This is a messenger RNA of Pogona vitticeps (central bearded dragon), 1876 nucleotides long. RefSeq names its product calmodulin-like. Gene Ontology annotation, molecular function: calcium ion binding. Gene Ontology annotation, cellular component: myosin II complex. NCBI's taxonomy places the organism in Eukaryota, Metazoa, Chordata, Lepidosauria, Squamata, Agamidae. The record is from RefSeq and is a predicted model, not a curated record.
AUGGGUUUGUCACACCCGGUCGGCAGCAUGGCGCACCGGCUGACGGACGAGCAGCUCGCGGAGUAUAAAGAGGCCUUCUCCCUCUUUGACAAAGACGGUGACGGAAAGAUCACCACCUCCGAACUGGGGACGGUCCUUCGCUCCCUGGGGCACAACCCCACCGAGGCUGAGCUACAGGGCUUGAUCCACGCCGUGGACACCAACAACAGUGGCGCCAUUGACUUCCCCGAAUUCCUCUCCGUGGUGGCCAAGAGGACAAAGGCCCGCGACACCGAGGAGGAGAUCCGGGAAGCUUUCCGCGUCUUCGACAAGGACGGCAACGGGUAUAUCAGUGUGGCAGAGCUGCGGCAUGUCAUGACCAACCUGGGCGAGAAGCUCUCGGACGAAGAAGUGGAGGAGAUGAUCAAGGAGGCGGAUGUCGACGGAGACGGGAGAGUGAACUACGAAGAAUUCGUGAGGGUCUUCUCGGAUCUGGAUAAGGACGGAGAUGGGGCCAUCACCUCCGAGGACCUGUCGGCGGCCAUGGACUCCUUCAAGCCCCUGGUUCCCAGCCUCGGGAGCUUCUUUGCGGACGAGCGGCUGGAAGAACUCUUCCGGCAGGUGGACACGGACAAAGACGGGAAAGUUAGCUAUGAAGAAUUUGUGAGCAUGCUGGCUGACAAAGGACAUUCACAUUUCUUCUUGCCUGUUUCAAGCUUGGCCCCAAACAGGAAUGGCAGGUUAUGUAACAAAAAUGGGUGUAGAUGUUCAUCUCUCAUUCUUGGCUCCUACAGUAGCUCAACCUGGGUGUUGUCUCCAUUUAGCCAAAAAAACCCAGCUCAUCCUUGGGCCACGUGCCAAAGGAGACACCCUUACUCUCUUUUUUUGGCAGUUUGCAAGAGGGAACGGAGAACGUUUCUUCAUUGCAGGAGACGGCAAGCGAGCAAGGCAGCGAUCGGAGAAGCGAAAAAGCAAAUCAUGGCCCACGAGUUAUCGGAGGAGCAGAUUGCCGAGUUCAAAGAAGCCUUCUUACUCUUCGACAAAGAUGGGGAUGGCGUCAUCAGCAGCAAAGAACUGGGCACCGUCAUGAGGUCCCUUGGCCAGAACCCAACAGAAGCCGAGCUCCGGGAGAUGAUUGCCAAGUUGGACACCGACGGCGAUGGGACGGUCAAUUUCCCAGAAUUCCUUGCCUUGAUAGCCAGAAGAAUGAAGAACUGCGACAGUGAGGAGGAGAUCCGAAAGGCUUUCAGGGUGUUCGACAGAGAUGGGAAUGGUUAUGUCAGCGCGGCGGAGCUGCGACACAUCAUGACCAACCUUGGCGAAAAACUGACGCAGGAAGAAGUGGAGGAGAUGAUCAAGGAGGCCGAUGUGGAUGGAGAUGGUCAAGUCAACUACGAAGAGUUCCUGCGGAUCAUGUCCUCCAAGUGAAGGCCGCUUCCAAGGGGCACCGACUGGAUCCUAUAUACUAUCAAACCAUCUACUCUAUCGCUUUUGUGUGGAUGCUUUCUCCUUGGCAAAGCACGGCAGGUUGAAUUCGGCUGGUGAAGAGAAGGACCGGUGGCAAUGAAAACCAUGAAUUUGUCGGAUUGAAGAUUCCAGAUCUCAGCAGUACUUUGUCUUUCUUUGGCGUCUGUUUGUGACAUGGAAUCUUCCUGUAUUCUAAACUCCAGUGUGAGUUGAGAAAAGGUUAGAAUUAUAACCUAGAGUGGAGGAGCCCAGAACGUAGACUAAAACCUACUGAUGAUCAACUGGCAAAUUUCAGAAAAUUGUUGAGCUUCUGCUACCCACAGCUUAAAACAAGCAAGUCCAAUAAAUUCUGCCGUGGUUCAUCUUGUCCUUAUCAUUUUUAUUUUUAUUCUUGCCUUCCACAUUACUAAGCUAUUAUUAAUACAUUGCU